UCCAUUCCAAAACCAGGACCUACUAAAACACAGCCCCACAAGAAACAACAAUUAGGCAGUAAGGUUCCUCAUACGGUCAACAAAAAGAAAACUAAGCUCCAUGUUCAAAGCAAUCGCCGCCACGUUCCUAGCCAUAGCCACCUCUUUCUCUAUUCUCCUCUUUUCUCCCCCACCAAAAUCUUACUACCACUCGCUUUUCAUAUCCGACUCCCUGUCUGACAAUGUCUCAAUAUCGCACCACCUCUACACCCUCACCCGCCGGCCACAUGUUGCUGGCUCCCAAGCCAACGCUGAGGCUGCAGCCUAUGUUCUUUCCACACUCUCCUCCUGCAACAUGCAGGCACACAUCGUCUCCUAUGAAGUUCUCCUAACCUACCCAGCUUCACGUUCACUGACUCUGACACGUCCCCCUCCAGAGCCACCUAUAACUUUUGAUCUGAAACAGGAAAUAUACGAUGGUGAUCCCUAUGCAGAUGUGGCUAAUGAAGUGCUGCCUACUUCCCACGCAUACGCCAAGUCAGGUUCUGUCACUGGAGCGGUGGUUUAUGUAAACUAUGGGCGGUUAGAGGACUACGACACGUUGAAAGAAAUGGGAGUAAACGUUACGGGUACUAUUGUUUUGGCGAGAUAUGGGCAGAUUUACAGAGGAGACAUUGUAAUGAAUGCGUUUGAUGCUGGUGCUAUAGGGGCACUGGUUUAUACGGACAGGAAAGACUAUGGAGGUGGGGGAGGUGAUGCAAAGUGGUUUCCCGACGACAAAUGGAUGCCGCCAACUGGAGUUCAGGUGGGAACAGUCUAUAACGGCUCUGGUGACCCUACUACGCCAGGAUGGGCUAGCACUCAAGGAUGCGAGAGGUUGUCAGUUGAGGAGGUGGAGAGGAGCGGUGAUGUUCCUCUAAUACCUUCAUUGCCAAUAUCAGGAGCAGAUGGUGAAACAAUCUUGAGGUCUAUUGGUGGACAAAUUGCAAAAGAUGAUUGGCAAGGAAGCAACGGUGCCCCAACUUACAAACUUGGACCAGGGCCAGGAGUUGUGAAUCUCAAUUACAAUGGGAAACAAGUCAUUGCAACAAUUCAAAAUGUCAUUGGUGUUAUUGAAGGAGUGGAGGAACCUGAUCGGUUUGUCAUUCUGGGCAAUCAUCGUGACGCAUGGACUUUUGGAGCUGUUGAUCCCAACAGUGGAACCGCAGCACUGCUAGAGGUUGCCCAAAGACUCUGGAAGUUACAAAGAAUUGGUUGGAAACCACGACGAACAAUUAUUUUGUGCAAUUGGGAUGCUGAGGAGUAUGGCUUGACAGGAUCAACAGAAUGGGUAGAAGAAAACAGAGAAUUGCUGGCUUCAAGGGCAGUUGCAUACUUAAAUGUUGAUUGUGCGGUAUCGGGAGCAGGAUUUCAUGCUGCUGCAACUCCACAGCUUGAUGAGCUACUCAAACAAGCUGCACAACAGAUUCAAGAUCCAGAUAACUCAUCACAGACGAUCUACGAACAAUGGGUUGGGUCCACCCAUUCUCCUGUGAUUGGGAGAUUAGGAGGAGCAGGUUCUGAUUACGCGGCUUUUGUGCAACAUAUUGGUGUUCCAGCAGCUGACAUGCUUUUUGGAGGAGGAUACCCAGUAUAUCAUUCAAUGUAUGAUGACUUUGUCUGGAUGGAAAAUUUUGGUGACCCAAUGUUUCAUAGACAUGUUGCAGUGGCAAGUGUUUGGGGUUUAGUAGCUCUUCGGCUGGCAGAUGAGGAGUUCUUGCCUUUUGAUUAUCACUCCUAUGCAUUUGAACUCCAGAAGAGUGCAGAAGAACUGGAAGAUGAGAUUUCAGAUAAGGGCGUAACCUUUUCCCACUUGUUCAAGUCUAUCGAGGAGUUAUCAGAAGCAGCCAGAAAGAUAAAUAACCAGAAAAAGGAAAUAAAAGAAGCUAAAGGUUGGACGUCAAUGUGGAGAAACGACCAUGUUAAAGUAAGAGAGCUAAAUGACAGACUAAUGAUGGCAGAACGUGCAUUUACGGACCGUGAUGGACUUCUUAGAAGGCCAUGGUACAAACACUUAAUUUAUGCACCCUCAAGGCACAAUGACUAUGGAUCUACAUCCUUCCCAGGAAUAAAUGAUGCAAUUGAAAAGGCAAAGAAUCUGAACACUGUUGAGUCAUGGGAUUUGGUGCAACAUGAAGUCUGGAGAGUUUCUAGAGCUGUCGGGCAUGCCUCCUUGGUCCUCAAAGGAGAACUAACCUGAACUGUGCAAAACAGACCUAAAACUUGAGACAGUUAUGUACGUCAGCGAAGGGCCAUAAGAGCUCUCUAGAUUCUAGUAAAAUUCACCUAGUUGACCAAGCACCCUAAUACCAAUCAUCAGUACUUAGCCUUAUUUCACGUAUUUUAUUUAUGACACAAUCCCAGAUUAAUGAUAA
Theobroma cacao (cacao) is the source of this 2393-nucleotide messenger RNA. Its product is annotated as Peptidase M28 family protein. Gene Ontology annotation, molecular function: carboxypeptidase activity. Lineage: Eukaryota; Viridiplantae; Streptophyta; Magnoliopsida; Malvales; Malvaceae. The record is from RefSeq and is a predicted model, not a curated record.